GAGCCUCCGCCCCCAGAUCGCCCCGACCGCCGCCUGCGCGCCGCAACUGCUGCCCCCGCGCCCAGUUUGGCCCUGGCCCCGGGAUUGCCAGUACCCUCAAUGCCAGCGCUGCUGAGCAUGGAGUUUCCUGGACCGCAGCGCGUGCAGCCAAAGGUGGAAACCAG
Messenger RNA from Cladocopium goreaui, 164 nucleotides. NCBI's taxonomy places the organism in Eukaryota, Dinophyceae, Suessiales, Symbiodiniaceae. The record is from the annotation of a GenBank genome assembly.